AUGCGGCUACUAUCUAUCAUCCAAGCUACAUUCGUCUACCCUGGUUUCCUAAGGCUCUGCCUAGGGCAUAAUCACUUCUACCCGCGAGCAGACCACGAGCAGACACUCAUUAGCGAACCAACAGCUACCAAUGGCAUCCCCUUCAGCACGAGGGUCUACUGGAUGCGCCAAGCCAACCUCGCUCUCGGCCACCCUUGUCCCAAAGCUCCGUUCGGAACCGUGAUUGUGAACCACACGGCUAAUUCGGGACUCGGGGAGCUCGUCUGCACAGGCGCCAACAGUAGGAGCGCAACUGGAAACCCAACGCUUCAUGGAGAAAUUGCAGCUAUCAACAACUGCACCCAAAUCCUAACAGACCCCUCGGGGCCAUACAAACUAUCACCCAAAGAGGCACUCGCCGCCUUCGCAGACUUAUCGCUAUACACCAACGCCGAGAGCUGCCCGAUGUGCGCGUCUGCGGUGCGGUUCGCUGGGUUCAAGGAGUACGUGUACGGCACGUCGAUCGACACGCUUGUGGAGCGUGGUUGGGACCAGAUCCAGAUCCCGUCCGCGGAGGUGUUCCGGCGAUCGUCGGGGCUACCGAGUUCAAGUACUCUGAUUGCUGAUGUCCUGACGAACGAGACGGAUCCGCUGUUCGCGUGGCAGAAUGACCCUCAGUAUCCGUGCCCCCGGGGAUGCUCGCGGGUGGGAGGACGUUGUGAGGCGGACGCCGCGAAGCAGAGUGCUAUAGUGGUUAGAUUUCAUCGUGGUUCUAUAUUGGCUGUGGUAGGGGGGUCUGGGUAUUUGGCGUAA
Daldinia loculata is the source of this 792-nucleotide messenger RNA. Its product is annotated as cytidine deaminase-like protein. Bases 1 to 792 code for a protein of 263 amino acids. The transcript is spliced from 2 exons. NCBI's taxonomy places the organism in Eukaryota, Fungi, Ascomycota, Sordariomycetes, Xylariales, Hypoxylaceae. Gene Ontology annotation, molecular function: guanosine deaminase activity. The record is from RefSeq and is a predicted model, not a curated record. Gene Ontology annotation, biological process: purine nucleoside catabolic process.